CUUUCAAGCACGGUUGAGAGGAUCCUCACGAGUGUAUCGACAUUACGCAUAAUGGUCAACUCCAGCACAGCCCCCUGAUGAUGAAGAACAAUGGGUUUGACCCUACUAGGUCUGUAAUUGUUCUCUACGGAACUGAAACCGGCACCUCUCAAGAUUUUGCUGAGGAAAUUGGUCGCUGCCUCGAGCGGCUCCGUUUCAACACAGACGUUGCCGGAUUGGAGAGCGUGAAUUACAACGACCUCCGCGUUUAUACCCUCGCCGUCUUUGUUAUCGCCACGACGGGCCAGGGAGAUUUCCCCGAAAAUGCUCGGAGGUUUUGGACCAGCAUCUUGCGCAAAAGGCUCUCGUCGACCACUUUGUUGGGCAUAGAAUAUGCUCUGGUCGGACUAGGCGAUAGCUCAUAUCCAAAAUUCAAUUUUGCAGCAAGGAAACUAGAGAAGCGACUUGGCCAGUUGGGAGCGACCUCAAUCAUUGAGUCUUGCGAAGCUGAUGAGCAAGGCGAUGAGGGUACUGAUGGUGCGGUCCUGGCCUGGCUAGAGCAAUUCCGGCAGACUCUCUUGACAAGAUUUCCACUUGGAGAUGGCCAACAACCUAUCCCGAACGAUGUGCUCCUCCCAAGCAAAUGGCGGCUGACAAGGAGGCCCACAAGUGCUGAAGAUGCUGGGGCACAUGAAGCCAGCAACGGUACAGAACUAGACCCUCCAGCUUCCGAGUCAUUCUCUUCAGAGUCGUUCGAGUCGACCUUGAUGGCAAAUGACCGUGUAACACCCACCGAUCACUUCCAAGAUGUCCGCUUUAUGACCCUCAAAAUUCUUCACACUAUUAGGUACUCACCAGGCGAUGCUAUCGCCAUAUUACCGCAGAACAUGCCGACGGACGUAACGUUCCUGAUCGAGCGCAUGAACUGGCAAGAUGUUGCCGACAUACCGAUCAGCCUCAUCUCAACGCGUAGACCAUCAACAUCCAACUCCGCCCACCUCGCCACGAGUCCGGUCUUCGGCCGGAAAGAUCUCACACUCCGGACACUUCUCACCGAGUACCUAGACAUCAAUGCCAUCCCUCGAAGGUCAUUCUUUGGGGCGAUAGCUAACUACACGACCGACAAUAUGCACAAAGAACGACUUCUCGAGUUCACCGACCCACAAUAUCUCGACGAGUACUACGACUACGCCACGCGCCCGCGACGGAGCAUCCUCGAGAUUCUACAGGAGUUCGACACCGUACAUCUCCCCUGGGAGGAAGUCACGAAUAUCUUCCCACCUAUGCGCCCGCGACAAUUUAGCAUAGCCAGCGGAGGGAAAUCGAAGCACUUAGACGACGGUUCAACGGUCUUCGAAUUGCUGGUGGCGAUCGUCAAAUACAGAACAGUCAUCAAACGGAUCCGCGAAGGUGUAUGUACGAGAUAUCUCGCACAGCUACCCGUGGGCACAAAGCUGCAGGUCUCGUUGAAGACGGAAGGUCGAUUCGCCAAAGCAUCAGAUAUGGCGGGCGAGAGCCAUCUACUCAUUGGCGCUGGCACGGGUAUCGCGCCUCUCCGAGCGCUGAUCCACGAGAAAGUCGCUCAAUAUCCGGUGGCAGGAAAGACAGCCCUAAUUUUUGGCUGUCGCAGCGCCAAGGCAGAUUAUUUCUUCGGUGACGAGUGGGCAACUCUGCAGUCCGUACCUGGAUCCGAUGAAGCUAGGCUGGACGUUAUCACUGCAUUCUCACGAGAUCAGAAGAACAAGAUCUAUAUCCAGGACCGCAUCCGCGAACGGAGCGACCUUGUCUGGGAAUACCUGCGCCAGCGACAUGCGACGAUUAUUGUCUGCGGCUCAUCGGGGCAGAUGCCAAAAGCAGUACGGCAGGCACUCGUCGAUGCCCUGGUACAGCAGGCGCAGAAGAGACAUGCUGAGGAGAAGCCGAACGGCAGUACCGAGCUGAUGAACUCAGAUGAGGAGGAUGAGGCCGAAGAGCGGAUUGAAUGCCAGGAGGAUGCCGAGAAGUAUCUUGCUAGGCUGGAGAAAGAAGGUAGAUACAAGCAAGAGACAUGGUCAUAGUUACGAGGACGACACAUGAACCCUGAAGGACAGAUUGGCGAUGAUUGGAUGAUAAGACAUAUUAUCGCAGGGCGAUCCCAAACAACACUUGAAAUUUUGCUUGUGAUUAUGCUAAUAGAUAUAGAUAUUGUACUUUGGAGAUGAAUCAUCGACAUCCUGAUGAACAUGAAUAUGUUGCAUACCCC
This is a messenger RNA of Exophiala xenobiotica, 2221 nucleotides long. RefSeq lists its product as uncharacterized. NCBI's taxonomy places the organism in Eukaryota, Fungi, Ascomycota, Eurotiomycetes, Chaetothyriales, Herpotrichiellaceae. The coding region runs from base 78 to 2036 and encodes 652 amino acids. The transcript has a single exon. The record is from RefSeq and is a predicted model, not a curated record. Gene Ontology annotation, cellular component: cytosol. Gene Ontology annotation, molecular function: flavin adenine dinucleotide binding; FMN binding; NADPH-hemoprotein reductase activity.